GGGAAGCUUCUGUCUCUCCCACACCUGGAGCAUCCCCGCCGCCCACUGAUUGUGGGAGAACCAUGAAACAGGUGGUCUUGAUAGCAUACCUUUUAGCAACCAUCGAAAUUGUGACAAAAAGACGAGGACGGUGAUGGUGUGACGAUCGAGAAUGAACUGCACAGACGAUGCACGCCUUGACCUGUGCUGUCCUGAGGGGCGAGGCGCGUCCAUCUGGCCCGACACACACGCACACAUAACCUUUCCAGUCAAGUGACUCGCUCGCCACCUCUUGCCUGACGUCCUCCACCGGCGAUGGCUGUGGCACACGGAGCAUUCUGCCUAUCUCUGGUGCUUUAUGUCUGCGGCGUCAGCUGCGGCGCGACUGACCCCAACCUGACAACGGAUGGCAUCUUCGUAAGGCCGCGAGAUCCGCUCACGCCUCCCACCGUGCCUGUGGACUUCCAAAUCGCCGCCAACUCUAAUUUUUCUGACCAUGAAUACUUUUACAACCCCGACCUUUACGGUUUCUCCACCGUCAACCUUUACCGUGAACCCCUCAAUGGGCCCCCUCACGCCGAAGACGGUUGGGACGAUGAGAGACUCUCUGAAGAUGGCACGUGGCAGGAAGAGGAAGACGAAACAGCCACUGAAUUCAGUAAAGAUAAGAACGACACCGCGACCAGUGGCCGUCAUGACACCGUGCAUCCCAAAGAUAAUAGUUUGUUACCCAAUGCAGAGUUUAUGAGUAAUGUUUCUAGUCCGUUUUCUUAUGACUCAGUGCAAUCCGUCAGCUCCGUGAGCAGUGCCAAGACGCCGUCAGACCCAGGCUAUGAAGAGGGCCACGACGCUGGGCAAGAGUCGAGGAACAUAGUCCCGAGCCUCAGUAGUGAUCACAAUAGAACAAACGAUGGUGCCGUGACGCCCACCACGUUAUUGCCGUUGAGCGGUGAGGCGGCGAGCGUUUCGGGGUUCAUAAAUCGCAUCAGAAAUUAUUCUCAUAGUCGAGAUGCUGAAGCGGAUACUGACUCCACGUUGCCCGUGGAGCCGAUGCAGCCCUUGUGUGAGGUAACGCGGCUCCCUUUGACGGCCGCUCCCUUACAGCAGGACGCAUUCAUUGGCUCGUGGCGCCCCCUCUCCACACCGCCUUCUGGUGACGACCCUCAGGAUGUGAGAACCGAAAUUCUAGGAUUAGCGGAUGAGAACGAGCACGGACAGUUUUCGCCCAGGUACUCGGUGACCUGCGACUCCUCAGUGACUCUAAGCAACUUAUCUGCCGUGGCUGACAUCACCUACAAGAGGCGGACCGUCAGCUUCAACGUGACGCACCAGACAGCGCUGUGUCGUGUGACUCGCCUUGACUUCCACGAAUUCCAUCACCUUAGGCACCUAUCCAUCACCCACUCCGCCCUGGCCUACGUGGACGAUGGGGCCUUCGGUAACCUCCCCAGCCUGCGCACCUUGAACCUCAGCCACAACCCGCUGCUGCAGACUCUCUCCUGGCGGGCGUUCUGGCCAUCAUCUGUCCCUGGGUGA
This is a messenger RNA of Eriocheir sinensis (Chinese mitten crab), 1515 nucleotides long. RefSeq lists its product as uncharacterized. Gene Ontology annotation, molecular function: protein binding. Lineage: Eukaryota; Metazoa; Arthropoda; Malacostraca; Decapoda; Varunidae. The record is from RefSeq and is a predicted model, not a curated record. The coding region runs from base 295 to 1515 and encodes 406 amino acids. The transcript is spliced from 4 exons.